Messenger RNA from Trichoderma asperellum CBS 433.97, 685 nucleotides. The record is from RefSeq and is a predicted model, not a curated record. Lineage: Eukaryota; Fungi; Ascomycota; Sordariomycetes; Hypocreales; Hypocreaceae.
AUCCACCCUAAUGUAAAUAAAUGUUGUAAAGAAGAAGAUUGACAAUUAAGUUCCCACAACAGCAUUCUCAAAGUCGAUUUCCCUGGGUCUUAUUUUAUCCUUUUUUUCUCAAGCUCACAUGUCCAUUUGUCAUUUUGAUGACUCCACGUGGGAAAAGAGAAAAGAAAAAAAAAAAGGCGGUGCACAAAACCGAAUAUGAAAGAGAAAAUAUGGGAUACGGGGGUCGUGAGAAUUUUUGUGGGUUUUUUUCCAAUUCUUUGCGGAGAGGCGUUGCUCGUGGUGCAAUUUUUAAGCUCUAUGGGUCUUGUUUCUAUGUGAGUGUGGAGUCUUGGCUUCCGGUCUGGGAUUUGGACCAAGUCCAAUUCGGGGCAAAAAAGGACAACAAAGACGCCAAACGUAUGAAUCACGCCCGUUUGCUGGACUUGGUUUUUCUUCUUUUGCUUCUUACAUGCUUCUUGUGGUGGGCGGUAAAGGAGGGUCGGGUGGGUAAAACAGAUCUUUUACGCUGUGGCGAACGGACUGACCUCAUGGGACGUUCCCGAUAGGCUUAGAAGGUGUUCUACAACAGGCAAAAGAAAGACAAUUCUCACUGUGCCUGGUUCACUGGGUAUGAAGUGAAUGCCACUACCGUACCGUACUGUAUGUAUUAAAGGUGACUCAACGGGUAGUAUUUGGGGCAAAAAAA